Geodia barretti is the source of this 3131-nucleotide messenger RNA. Lineage: Eukaryota; Metazoa; Porifera; Demospongiae; Tetractinellida; Geodiidae. The record is from the annotation of a GenBank genome assembly.
UAAUACCGUAGUUACGGAUGCUAGUGAAGAGAAAGCUGGGAGUCACACCGCAACUUACGGGAUUUAGAGCAAAGCGGACUGCUCAGAGGGUCUGGCCACGUAUCCUCGGGUUCUGUAUGACCGUUACGUCAGUGGCCGGGUCUUCGGAGCUCCGAGAUAUUUGUUGAAGACUGAUAUUUCGGUCCACCUAACGUGAACUGUGUGAAUACCAAACCGUCCAAGUCCUCUGCGCACUUCUUAGCCACUUAAAAGUCACUAGACCUGCGUGCCCAAACGUUCUUUGUCCCAUUUCUCCCGUGCCAGAGCCAAACACACUUGGCUCUCGGCAGUGAGGUCCUGCCGCCCUGGCCUCUCCUGGAAGCCACCGAGCAGAAGGCGGAGGGCUCGAUCCCCCACCCCUCAAGCGGGCGCGUCUGUGUGGGCCAAGUGAGUUGAAACUGCCAGGUGGGUUCCAACUGGACAUGCAGACUGCUGGCAACGGGAGUGUCAUUGAGAAUGGCAGCACAAGCAAUGGGGUGGCCCCUCUGGCCAACGGCUGUGGGGGGGAGGUGGGCGAGGAAGGGAAAUUCAAGACACAUUACAAGCUUGGUCAGGCCCUGAGUGAGACGGACAGUGACAUCAUUCGUCUGAUUGGCCAGCACCUGCGAGAAAUGGGGUUACAGUGAGUUUGGCCCCAAUUUGUGUGUCCUUCAGUGGUUGUGUUUCUCUCUGCAGCUCCACUCUGAGGCAGUUAGUGCAGGAGUCUGGUUGCUCCAUGGAACACCCCAAGGCUGCAGUGUUCAGAGCACAUGUCCUUGCAGGCGAAUGGAAGGAGGCCAGUCAGGCAGUGGAUGACCUGGCACCGAUGCUCCCUCAAUCCUCCUCAGUCAAGCACAUGCAGUACCUACUACUGAGAGAGAAGUACCUGGAGUUGCUGGAAGGUGGCCAGGAGAUGGCAGCUCUGCAUUGUCUGCGGCACGAACUGGUCCCUCUCCCUCUGCACCACGCUGACAAGGACAUCCAGACACUGACCAGCUACAUGAUGUAUUCUGACAAGACAGAGCUUCGGUCUGCAGCCAACUGGCAAGGGGUCAAAGCUGGCUCUCGGGAGAGCCUCAUGGAGCAGCUGCAAGGUUUCCUCCCUCCGUCCGUUAUGUUGCCAGCUCACCGACUGCCUCAUUUGCUGAGUCAGGCAGUAGACCUGCAAGUCAGUCGCUGCCCGUACCACUUCGAGCCACACCCUCCCUCCUUUUCCUCCCAAAUUCGCUACUCCCUACUCACUGACCACCUGUGUCCCAGGAGUGAGUUUCCCUCUGAGACAGUCCAUAUCCUGACAGCUCACUCUGACGAGGUAUGGUUCCUUGUCUUUAGUCACGAUGGGUCGAGACUGGCCUCAGGGGCCAAAGACGGAGAAAUCAUACUCUGGGACAUGAAGGGAGAGAGUCCCAAGGUCCAGCACAAGAUGAGAGGCCAGACCGACGGCAUUGCCCACCUGGCCUGGAGUCCAGACGACUCUCUCCUGCUCAGCUGUGGCAGAGAAGACUGCCCUGGGGCCAUUGUCUUCAACACUCAGAGUGGGGAAGUAAAGUGUCGAGUGCAAAAUUCUGCAGAAGACAGCCUCACAUGUGGGGCGUGGUCUCCUGAUGGCCAACAUUUCUAUGUGGGAGGAACAAGAGGCCAGUUUCUGGAGUGUGUAAGUUCUCUCCCUCCACCAUCUCUCUCUUCUCUCAGCCUCCCUCUGUAUGUACUGCAGGCUCUUGACGGCUCAGUCUCCUCUAGUUGGGAGGGGAUUCGAGUGAAUGCUCUAGCAGCCCACUCAUCUCCUCGCUCAGUGUAUGCUGCAGACACUCACUGCAGAAUUCGCAGAUACAACUUCCAAGACAUGUCAUAUGACAAUCUGAUUGAGGAAGACCAUUCCAUCAUGUCUUUCACUGUGUCGAGAAGUGGCAGGAAUGCUCUGCUGAAUGUGGCUAACCAGGGUGUUCAUGUGUGGGACCUGAAUGACCGCUGUCUUGUAAGACGCUGUCACGGUGUCACUCAAGGCCAUUAUACCAUUCACUCGUGCUACGGAGGACUCAAUGAUAGUUUCAUAGCCAGUGGAAGUGAAGAUGGGAAUGUGUACGUGUGGAGGAGUGGGAAAGAAAAACCAGCACUAGUGUUGAGAGGUCAUUCCCGCACUGUCAACUGCGUGGCCUGGAACCCAGUGUACCCUACCACUCUAGCCUCUGCUAGUGAUGAUGGAACAGUACGGGUGUGGGGGAAAGAGAAAGCUGCUCUACGACAGAGACAACUUGCUGCUGCCUCAGAGCCCACUGGUAUUACAGGCAAUGGUGAUGUUAGUGAGAGCACAAGUGAGAGGAGAGGAGAGUUGGGGGGAGGGGGUGUGGGGGGCCUCGCCACCUCUGCCAGCAGUCUGGCUAGUGAGCAGUUGGAUGAAAGUCUGAGUGCUGCAUCUCUGGCAGAGGUGGGCAGUGACUGGCAGCUGGCAGUGGACUCCUUGACUUCGUCCAUGGACAGCUCCGUGGGUGUGCAACCUCUCUCUCUGCCCAGUCUCUCCUCCAGACCACUGCCUCCUCCCUCUGACCAGCUCCCUGCGGACGAGGAGGACGAGGACCAAGUAACAGGCUCCAUAUCCACUGAGGUCUAGUUCAGCAGCCUGAACUCUGGUGUUUUAUCUCUCUCUCUGAUCAAACUUCUAAACCUGCACUCAUCUCUGAGACCCUCCUGUCAUUAUUACCCAUCCGAACUCAAUGCUGUAAUGUGAUAUCAUCCUAGUAUAUCAUAAUAUUGGUGAUGGGAGACAAAGCCAGAACACAGUAAUGUCAGUUGUUGUCAGAGAGAUAACAGACACAGAAGUGGGAUGAGGAGAGGAGUACUAGUGAUGUCCCAGAAGGGUGCCAGGCGAGGCGUGUCACAGAGGAAGGAGGGUUUCCGGGAACACACACACUCACACUACCAGCAGGGGACCAUAGAUAGAGUCUGCUGUUGCCAGUGGCAAUGGCAAGGCGGGGCUGGGUGGGGUCCCAGCUGAUGUCCUUCACCGGAGACGUCUGGAGAAGAAGGGCAGUCAGUCGCAGCUCCUCCAUGCUCCACACCCACACUGCAGUGGGCAUGUUGUCAUUCCUGGUGGCAAGGUAGCGAGAGUCGGGGGA